CAUACGUCAGUCUGUGCCCGGACUGGCCACAGUCAAUCUUCUCGGAGGGUGUUUGGAGGACACUCGGUCAUGGCUCUGCGGGUCUUCCGCCGGCUCGUCCCGCCUGGAGCGGCGGUUCUGGGAGCGGAGUGUCCGGUUCAGAAGGCUUGUGUUCACAGCAGCUCGGCGAGGAGCCUGCAGUACGGCUGGCUGGCGUACGUUCUGGGUGAGAGGACGACUCCGCGGCUGAAGCAUUACAGCAAGAUCAUCAGUGUGGACGGAAACCUGGCGUUGGGGAAAGGAGCGCUGGCUCAGAAACUGGCUGACAAACUGGGGAUGCUCUACAUGCCCGAGCCCGACACUUUCUACAUCGACAAGAUGACGGGCGAAAAGCAGCCGCUGCCCGUCAAAUUCAACGGGAUGUGCAGCCUGGAGAAGUUCUACCUGGAGCCCAACGCCGCCGACGGGAACAGCUACCGGCUGCAGGUGUGGAUGUACCUGAUGAGGCUGCUGCAGUACUCGGACGCCAUCGAGCACCUGCUCACCACAGGACAGGGAGUGGUCCUGGAGCGCUCGCCCUUCAGCGACUUCGUCUUCCUGGAAGCCAUGUCCAAGCAGGGCUACAUCAGGAAGGAGUGCGUGCAGCACUACAACGAGAUCAAAGGCCUGAGCCUGGGCGAGUUCCUGCCUCCACACCUGGUCGUCUACCUGGACGUUCCGGCCGACGAGGUGCUGAAGAAGCUGAAGCAGAGCAGCAAGUCCUACCUCCACAACGUGCCGCUGCCGUACCUGAAGGGCAUCGAGGACAGCUACAAGAAGACCUUCCUGCCGCAGAUCAGAGAAACGUCGGAGGUUCUGACGUACGACGGGACUCAGGACGUGGAGAAGGUGGCGGAGGACAUCGAGUAUCUGAAGUUUGAGAAAGGGCCGUGGCUGGAGCAGGACGACGUGAGCUACCACCACCUGAGGACGCUCGUGGAGGACAAACGGGCGGUGGUCAGUCUGGCCUCCAUCCCCAAGUUCCUGCCCGAGAUCACGGUCGGAGCUCACGACUACGACGAGCUGUACUACGCCUACAGAUCGCUCCUGGGGAAGAAGUACGCUCCGGGAUACAACGCCGACGUGGGAGACAAGCUCAUCUGGCUGAAGUGACCUCUUACCUCGUCCUGAACCCGUCUUCACCUGUACAUCAUUAAUAUUCUGUGUCAAAAGAGAAUAAAGUUUGAACAAAAGAA
Molecule: messenger RNA, 1214 nt
Organism: Salarias fasciatus (jewelled blenny)
Lineage: Eukaryota; Metazoa; Chordata; Actinopteri; Blenniiformes; Blenniidae
Gene: ndufa10
Product: NADH:ubiquinone oxidoreductase subunit A10
Exons: 10
Coding region: 70-1131 (353 amino acids)
Biological process (GO): mitochondrial electron transport, NADH to ubiquinone
Cellular component (GO): respiratory chain complex I; cytoplasm
Source: RefSeq, a predicted model, not a curated record